Daucus carota subsp. sativus is the source of this 1512-nucleotide messenger RNA. RefSeq lists its product as uncharacterized. The coding region runs from base 1 to 1512 and encodes 503 amino acids. The record is from RefSeq and is a predicted model, not a curated record. The transcript has 2 exons. Lineage: Eukaryota; Viridiplantae; Streptophyta; Magnoliopsida; Apiales; Apiaceae.
AUGACCGAUAUAGUGCCGGGUCCGAAUAUCAUUGGCAAAGAUAUUAACAUUUGUCUAAGGCCUCUCAUUGAUGAAUUGAAGAUAUUGUGGAAUACGGGAAUUGAAACAUAUGAUCAAUCUUCGAAACAAAAUUUUACAAUGAGAGCGACUCUUAUGUGGACAAUUAGUGAUUAUCCCGCUAUGAGUAUGAUAAGUGGAUGGUCGGGUAAAGGAAAAUUAGGAUGUCAAGUGUGUCUUGGAAGUGUGCAAGGGUUUCAAUUAAAACAUUGUGGUAAAUGUAGUUUCAAUGGCACGAACCGAAUAUUCCUUGAACCAAAUGAUCCACUACGUCGGAAAAGUAAUUUGUUUGAUAAUGCGGAAAGAAGAUUGUUUCGUGGUCGUUUGUCCGGGGAGGGUGUAAAGGAGUUGCUUGACGGUUUAGUUUUUCCACCACCCGGAAAGACUAAUACAAAGGCGAGGAGUAUCGGAUAUGGGGAAGAGCAUCAUUGGACUCAUGUUCCAAUUUUUUAUGAACUCCCUUAUUGGUCUUCACAUAGUUUACGAUAUUCAAUUGAUAUCAUGCAUACGGAAACAAAUGUUUUUGAGAACCUAUUUUUUACUAUUGUGAAUGCGAAAAAGUCAAAGGAUCACAAAAAAGCAAGAGCGGAUUGCAAGCACUUUGGUGUGUUACCUCAUUUGUGGAUCGAUGAAAAUGGCAAGUCACCCAAAGCACCUUUUUCCAUUACAAGAAAACAACGUAAACUUUUGUGUGAAUGGAUUAGUUCACUGAAACUUCCAGACGGUUAUUCCUCAAAUAUAUCUCGUUGUUGUAAUGUUGAGGAGUGUACAUUUUAUGGAUUCAAAUCGCAUGAUUGUCAUAUAUUUCUUCAAAAAUUAUUGCCUCUUGCAAUUCGUGAGCUUUUACCGGCGCCUAUAGCGGAUGCCAUCACGGCAAUUGCAAAUUUUUUUCAAGAUUUGUGCUCAUCAAUGGUUACAAAAACCGAUUUGGAAAUAAUGGAAAAAUCAGUUGUGAAGGCAUUGUGUUUGUUGGAAACAAUUUUUCCUCAAAGUUGGUUUGAUUCGAUGGAACACUUGGUUGUGCAUUUGGCGGAAGAAAUUAGACUUGCUGGACCUGCUUACUGGCAUUGGAUGUAUCCAAUUGAGCGUUUAUUGGGGAAACUAAAACAAAAGGUCGGCAAUAAAGCAAGAGUUGAGGGUUCCAUUGCCGAACGAUAUAUGGAGGAGGAGAUUGUCAAUAUUUGUGCUUUUUACUUUGCAUCCGACUCGAUUCACAAUAAAUUAAGUCGUAACGAAGUUUUGUUUGAUGUACAAAAGACCGACAAAUUAGAAGUUUUUAAAUAUCCAUGUGAAUCUCUUGGAAAAGAACGAAGUCGAUAUUUAUAUGAUGAUGAGCAAUCAUUAGCUGAUGAAUAUGUUCUUCUAAACUCUCCUGAAGUUCAACCUUAUCUAAGGAGGUACCAAGAUCGAGUUAUGAGACAAUGUCCUCAGACAACGCCUCAACAAUUAGUGUAA